Molecule: messenger RNA, 860 nt
Organism: Panonychus citri (citrus red mite)
Lineage: Eukaryota; Metazoa; Arthropoda; Arachnida; Trombidiformes; Tetranychidae
Exons: 2
Coding region: 205-810 (201 amino acids)
Source: RefSeq, a predicted model, not a curated record
AUGGUACAUCAUGUCUACGAGAUUACUCAGACCUGUAAAUGAUUAUAUAAAAAAGAGAAACAAUGUUAUUCUGGCAGCAUGGUGAUUAGAUGAAUAUCAGAUGAGGUUUCACUUGAAGACAAUUCAAAUUAAAAUAAAUCAGAUCAUUUCGAGCUUAAUUCUGAGUCGGAAGAAAGUUAUGAUUGGCAAUUUUUUCGUGUAAAUAUGAAAACUCAUAAAAGGCCAAUAAAUAAAAUUGUCAAACAUAAUUACAGUCGAUCCGGAACUAAAUACUAUUGGGAUACAGAGCAUUGUGAUUUGUCGCUUAUGGAUGAUGUUUCCAAUCAAAUAUCAUCAUGGUUGAUCUUAACUGGAUCAGUAGCAAAUAGGAUCGGUAGACUUCAUGAUAUUGUAUUGGCUUCACUUUAUCCUGAGCAUUUAUCCAAAAUUGGACUACCUGAUGAAUCCGAAAAAUCAAAUCACUUGUCUAAUAAUUAUCGUCUUCACUCUGGAGUUGAUGAUCAAGUUUCGGGUCUUACCGGGACUCGUUAUUUCGAUUACAUUGAAUCAUAUGAACAUUCGAAAAUAUCAACACAACAAAUUGCAUUAGAAUUUCAUGGAGAACUUCAAACUAUUGAUUAUGUGAAUCGCGAUUUAACUCUAGUUUGGUUUGAGACAAAAUCUAGAGCAUUUAUUUCAGAAAAUCAUUUGGUUCUCAUUUCAUGGAACGAGGUGAGUAUUCAAAAGCGAAACACUUUACAACGUUUAAGACUUCGAGAUACUUUGGAAAGAGAAACAUCAGUGACACAUAAAAGUCGAAGAGGGAAGUAGUUUAUCGAUCACCGACAUUAGUCUUUUGGCAGCCGAUCGAUAGUUCAAGA